Rhizophagus irregularis DAOM 181602=DAOM 197198 is the source of this 976-nucleotide messenger RNA. The record is from RefSeq and is a predicted model, not a curated record. NCBI's taxonomy places the organism in Eukaryota, Fungi, Glomeromycota, Glomeromycetes, Glomerales, Glomeraceae.
AACAGGAUGUUGUGGUUGCAUUUGGACUCCUAUCCUUACACUGUGCGGUGUUUUCUGUUGUUUAGUUGUUAUUUCACUUGUCAUUAUAGCUGUUAUUUUGGGAGUAAAUGUUAAUGUUUGUGGUAAACUUAGUCAAACGUAUAUUAACUAAAACGGGUCAAAUUUAUGUCACACAAAGUAAUUCAACCAGCGAUACAAAUGUAUCUGUCUCGGUUCGUGUUGUGGCUACAAAAGAUGAAACAACAUCUAUUAAAGAAGAAAAUGCUGAUUCUACAAAGAAAAUAUUCCUCGAACGAGCAGAUACUUUUAAAGGUUCUUUGGCAUGGAUAGGUUACUUUAGUUUACCACCAAGAUGUGUUUUAGCAAAAGUAGAAGUAGUAUUACCGCAGACAAUUCCUUCUGUUAUAACAAUUGAUACGGAUGUAAAUGAUAUUGUUUUUUAUGCAAAUCCAGUACCCUAUUCUUCUCAAAUUAUUGCUAAAACUGUAAAUGGUGAAAUUGAUGUUAAUAAUUUUGCAGUUGGAAGUUUAACAUUAAAUACCAAUAAUGGUGGUAUUACAGGUUCUGUUUCGGAAAUUGUUAAUGAGUUGAUUGCUAUUACAAAUAAUGGUGGAAUUCAAUUAAAUGUUUCGAUUAGUUCUAAUGCUACUAAUCCAAAGAUUGAAAUUACAAAUUCACUUAGUGAUAUCCAAUUAAAUUUCAAUUCUAGUUUUAGUGGAAGUUAUGAUGCAAAGACAGAUUAUGGUAAAGUUAAUAUUGAUAAUCCUUCUACUGUAGCUAUUAGUGAAGAUAAAAAGAAAACUGGUAAAGUUGGUGAUAAAAAUGGUACUUUGAAUGCUAAUACAAAGAAUGGUAAUAUUAAUAUUAAUUUUUAAGUAAUAUAUUUAGAAUAUUUAAAUAGAAGUAUUUAAUUAUUAUAAGAUAAUUUUUUAAAUAUUAUAUAAUAAAUAAAAAUAAAUAGAAUUAAAAGUAAUAA